Molecule: messenger RNA, 1287 nt
Organism: Penicillium cataractarum
Lineage: Eukaryota; Fungi; Ascomycota; Eurotiomycetes; Eurotiales; Aspergillaceae
Product: NAD-dependent epimerase/dehydratase family protein
Exons: 1
Coding region: 1-1287 (428 amino acids)
Biological process (GO): beta-D-galactose catabolic process via UDP-galactose, Leloir pathway
Cellular component (GO): cytosol
Molecular function (GO): UDP-glucose 4-epimerase activity
Source: RefSeq, a predicted model, not a curated record
AUGGCCAGUCGUCGACGAUCAGAUGCUAGCACUCCGGUGGAGAGUGAAUCGCCAAGCUCGGUGGACACUCCUGCCACAGAGUCUUCUGUGCUGUUCGACAAUCUUGACGAGCUGUUGCGAAGACUCCCUCAGGAAAGUCAAUAUAUUCUCGUCACCGGCGGUUUGGGAUUCAUCGGAAGUCACACCACAUUGGAACUUCUCAAGGCUGGCUACAAUGUGAUCGUCAUCGACAACCUCAGCAAUUCUUUCGAAGUUGUGUUCGACCGCAUCAAUCUUUUGGCUCAAAAAUUCCACGACAAGAAUAGAUCACCGAUGCCAUCACUGCGGCUGCACGCCCACGAUUAUCGUGACACAUCAGCCCUUCAGGAUCUUCUCCAGGAGUAUCGACUUGCCUCGAGGUGGGGAACUCCAAAGUCAAAAAUUGCCGGUGUUAUUCACUUUGCAGCAUACAAGGCUGUAGAGGAGAGCAUCAGGCACCCACUGAAGUACUAUGCAAACAACGUCAGUGGUUUGAUCGACUUUGCAUCCACACUUGGGGAGUUUGGCAUCAAGACAUUCAUCUUCUCCUCUUCUGCCACUGUGUAUGGCACCCUCGCAACUUCGGGUCUGCCCUUGAAAGAGGAGCUCUGUGUACACAGAGAAGAGGUCUAUACAGACCACAAAGGAGAGACACAAACUGUCCAGCCCGGAUGUACCGGUAUCACAAACCCGUACGGACGCACCAAAUGGAUCUGCGAGACUAUUCUUGCCGAUCUUGCUGCAUCUGAUCCCGAGUGGACUAUUGUCGCCCUUCGUUACUUCAACCCUGUGGGUUGUGAUUCGUCUGGACUCCUGGGAGAAGACCCCCGACAAGCACCCACCAAUCUGCUCCCAGUGGUCGUCAAAGUGAUGACCGGUCAAUAUGCUGAACUUCAAAUGUUCGGAACCGACUGGGACACGACAGAUGGCACGGCCAUCCGGGAUUUCAUCCACGUCACUGACCUCGCUCGGGGACACAUCGCUGCGCUCAGCACUGCAAACGAGGGGAAGCUGGCUGAGAACUUCCGAACUUUCAACCUCGGUACAGGAUCCGGCAACUCUGUUCUGGAUGUGGUCACCACCAUGGAGACAGUCAUCUCCAAGCCAAUUGCUCGAAAGGCCGCAGGUCGCCGCGAGGGUGACGUGGGUUCUUGUGUUGCGGUCGUUGACCGGUCCCAGGAAGAGCUGCAGUGGAAGACUCAGAAGUCACUAAAGGAUGCUUGCGAGGAUAUAUGCAACUUCCUAAAUAUCAGUGGACUGUCUUCAUGA